GCAACAGCAGCAGCAACAGCAGCAACAACAGGAACAGCAAGUGACAUUUAAUGUGUCGAGUCAUUAUCAAAUUCUAGAAAUAGUGGGUCAAGGUGCCUAUGGUAUAGUUUGUUCAGCUAUUCAUAAACCUACUGAGCAAAAAGUCGCCAUCAAGAAAAUCCUACCGUUUGAAAGAUCCAUGCUUUGUUUGAGAACAUUAAGAGAAUUGAAGCUUCUUAAGCAUUUUAAUCAUGAAAAUAUAAUUAGUAUAUUGGCUAUUCAACGACCCAGAAAUUAUGAAAGCUUCAAUGAGAUAUAUCUUAUUCAAGAAUUGAUGGAAACUGAUUUACAUCGAGUUAUACGAAGUCAGAAGUUAACUGAUGAUCAUAUUCAAUAUUUCAUUUAUCAAACUUUAAGAGCUUUAAAGGCUCUACAUUCAGCCAAUGUACUUCAUCGUGAUUUAAAGCCUCUGAAUUUAUUGUUAAACUCCAAUUGUGAUUUGAAAAUUUGUGAUUUUGGUUUAGCAAGAUCCAUUGCUUCAAGUGAAGAUAAUUUUGGAUAUAUGACAGAAUAUGUAGCAACAAGAUGGUAUAGAGCUCCUGAAAUUAUGUUAACUUUUCAAGAAUAUACUACUGCCAUUGAUGUUUGGUCAGUUGGUUGUAUUCUUGCAGAGAUGCUUAGUGGUAGACCAUUAUUUCCUGGACGAGAUUAUCAUAAUCAAUUAUGGCUUAUUAUGGAAGUAUUAGGAACACCAAAUAUGGAAGAUUAUUACAAUAUUAAGAGUAGAAGAGCUCGAGAAUAUAUUCGAUCAUUACCAUUUUGUAAAAAGGUCCCAUUUCAACAAUUAUUUGCAUCAAUAAAUCCAAACAUUAAUCCAUUAGCUCUUGAUUUAUUAGAGAAAUUACUUAUUUUUCAUCCUACAAAGAGAAUUACUGUUGAUGAUGCCUUAAAGCAUCCAUAUUUACAAUUAUAUCAUGAUCCAAAUGAUGAACCAAUAAGUGAAAAAAUCCCUGAAGAUUUCUUUGAUUUUGAUAAACAUAAAGACGAUUUAUCCAUUGAAGAUUUAAAAAUGAUGUUAUAUGAUGAAAUUAUGAAACCAUUAUAACUUAAAAUCAUUCAGUAAUUUCAGUAUUGUAUAUAUUAUUAUAUAUUUCGUUCAAUAUAUCAAGACAUUUGAAAACAUUAUUUGUAGCUUCAUUUUGCCACAAUACACCCUUCUACCAUAUGAUUGCAAAAUUACAUUGUUCAAUAUUAAAGAACAAUGGGCUAGCCAAACAGCCAAAGAAUAAAACGCGACUUUCUACAUUUCCAUAUCAGGCAAUUGCUGUU
Scheffersomyces amazonensis is the source of this 1308-nucleotide messenger RNA. It is a transcript of the gene CEK1, whose product is annotated as mitogen-activated serine/threonine-protein kinase. Gene Ontology annotation, molecular function: protein serine/threonine kinase activity; ATP binding. The transcript has a single exon. Gene Ontology annotation, biological process: intracellular signal transduction; protein phosphorylation. The record is from RefSeq and is a predicted model, not a curated record. Gene Ontology annotation, cellular component: nucleus; cytoplasm. The coding region runs from base 179 to 1084 and encodes 301 amino acids. NCBI's taxonomy places the organism in Eukaryota, Fungi, Ascomycota, Pichiomycetes, Serinales, Debaryomycetaceae.